UUGGCAACGACAAUAGCCAAGAUAUUUGACAGUGUGCUUAACUCUAUUCUAGAAAACCACUGUACGCUACAUGAUGGUCAGCACGGUUUUACGCGUGGUCUAUCGACAGAAACAGCAAUAAUGAGUUUAAAGCAUACUGUCAAAUAUUACUCGGACAGGCGCACACCGGUGUACGCCUGUUUCCUAGAUCUGAGUAAAGCUUUCGAUCUUGUCUCGUACGACAUCAUGUGGCGUAAGUUAGAAGGCGUAGGUUUACCUGACGGCUACACCGAUUUGCUUAAAUAUUGGUAUAGUAAUCAGGCGAACUAUGUGAGAUGGGCAAAUGAAUAUUCCGAGCCGUACAGGAUGGAGUGCGGGGUGAGGCAAGGGGGGCUGACAUCGCCGAGGCUCUUCAACCUGUAUAUGGACGCACUGAUUCGAGAGCUCAGCAGCAUGCGUGUCGGAUGCCAUAUCGGCAAGGUCUGUGUGAAUAAUAACAGCUAUGCGGACGAUAUGGUUCUGCUGGCACCCUCAGUUAGUGCGCUGAGAGCUUUACUCGGUGUUUGCGAAAAGUUUGCUGUCUCACAUGGUUUACAAUACAAUACCAAAAAGUCACAGUUCAUGGUGUUUAAGGCUGGCAGUAGAUGUACUAGUGUUGUACCCCCUAUAAAGCUCUAUAACGAACCACUAAAAAGGGUCUAUAGUUUUAAAUAUCUUGGAUAUAUUUUGACUGACAGUCUUAAAGACGAUGAAGACAUUGAAAGAGAGCGUAGGGCACUGUCGGUCAGGGCGAAUAUGUUGGUGCAUAGAUUUGGUCGCUGCACUGACGCUGUCAAGAUCACGCUUUUCAAAGCAUAUUGUACGGCGCUGUUGCGGCUGCCGCGCUACUGUAGCGCGUCUGCGAUGUUUGCACUGGCGGGUGUGGAUAGCUUUGAUGCAAUAAUCAGAAAAAAGACCGCAUCCUUGCUAAACAGAGUGCGCGGCAGCGGCCACAGUGUGCUGAGUGAGAUUGCCGACAGUGGGGACUGUCCACUGAUUAAACAAAUGAUCGCAAGGACUAUGUCCUGUUUAAUAAUAAAGUAUUGA
Messenger RNA from Parnassius mnemosyne (clouded apollo), 1065 nucleotides. Lineage: Eukaryota; Metazoa; Arthropoda; Insecta; Lepidoptera; Papilionidae. The record is from the annotation of a GenBank genome assembly.